CGUCUGGGACGGCAGCUUCCGCAUUCCCGUGCCCUCCCAGAUACUGAUCAGGAUUUAAACGGGCUGACGCAACGACUUUUAGUCUCAAAACCUAGUUACAUCCGAUUCAAAAAUUACACAGACACACAUUAUAUCACCUCGGAUUUUGGACCUAAUACAGUGUCCAAAACACUGCUCCACCAUUGGUAGAAGAGGAUUGCAGUCCAACUUGUGACUGUGGUGUAUGGUGGCUGGGUGUGACAUGAUGCCCGGCCAGAUCCUUGACCCCUCCCUGACGGCCGGCUCCUUGCCCAGCCUGGGCCCACUGGCGGGCAUCUCUGCCACUACACUCACCGAUCAGCUCAAACUGGCACAGGACAUCUCUGCCACCAUGCUCACCGAUCAGCUAAAACUGGCACAGGACUUCAGGAACCUGGGCGCCAUGUUGUCACCGCUGCAUUUCCUGGGACGGCUGGGGAAGAGGCCCCUCACUGCUAUCAAGGGAGAGAUGGACGAGGACGAUGAGAGGAGGAAACGGAGGAGGGAUAAAAACAAAGUGGCAGCAGCACGAUGUCGGAACAAGAAGAAGGAGAGAACAGACUUCCUCCAAAGGGAGUCGGAGCGUCUGGAAGUGGUGAACUCUGACCUGAAGGCCCAGAUCGAGGAGCUGAGGAUGGAGAGACAGCAGCUAAUGGUCAUGCUCAACCUCCACCGCCCCACCUGCAUCGUCCGCACUGACAGCGUCAAGACCCCCGAGAGCGAGGCCAACCCCUUGCUAGAACACCUGGCCGCUGAAAAGCUGACCGCCUCCAAGUGAAACCACAAGGGGGAAACAGAAACCGAAGUGCGGGAAGGAUAGAAUCCGCCAAAAAACAACUGUCAUCAUCAUCAUGAAUGGUGGCCAUUUUGAACAAUUCUAAAAUCAACUGCCGCUUUUGUUGUUGAAGCACAUAUAUACUGUCUUGAGCUCAAAGCUGGAGACUUGUUGAGACUCUUGUCUGUCUUUGCCCCAAGGACCUGGGGUUGUUAGGGUUCCGUUGCCUCGGUAACACCUUGGUAAUGUUACCUGAGCGGGCUCUGAGGGAAGAGGGAGGAGCCUAGCGCCCAACCCAGUUAUCUCAGCAUCAAUAAUAAGUGUUGUUUGUUUUUGAAACCCAGUCAGUGCCUCACAGUUUACUUACUGCAACCAACCAUCAUCACAAUAAAGGACAGAUGGAAGAAGGUAGAAAGUGGAAACUAUAAUGUUGAAGAGGAAACACUAAGAUCAAUCAUUCUAAUGCUUUGUUGCCGGCACUUAUCAGCACUGAGACAAACAAAAGGGUUGUUGUUGUUGUUGUUGUUGUGAUAUUCUAAACAUGUAUAACGGUAGAGGCACACAGGUGUAGCCAGCCAGCGUUCUGCAGUUUGCCAGUGUACUGUAAACCAUGUUUAAAUAUACAGGUGUAAUAGUAUUAUUGAUAUGUCCAUUACAUGCAUUCAGUGUAUACUAAGUUGGAACAUAGAGUUGUUUUGUAUUUUCUAAUACAAUGGCGAUUUUUUUUUUGUGAUUUUUUUAUUUUUAUAUCCUCUGCCUUGACGAUGGCAGUAUCCGGUUGAUCCGACUUGUGGUGACGCUGGCGUCAUAAAUAAAAGCACAUAUAAACUAUAUGAAAUAAUGUUUACACUCCUGUUGUUAUAAAAAGGCCUUGUUGCUUCAAUGUCUGUCUUUCAAUGUGCUUAUUUUAUACCGUUUUAUAUAUAAACGACAUAUAUUAUUAUGAAAUGCUCUGUGUUGUUCUAAUCACUCGAUGUGAUUUUGCAUUUUUACAUCUCAGUCAGUCUGUCCAGUUCUAUUUUUCUAUAUGAAUAUUGCGCUGUUCGUUUAGCAGCUGUGAAAACUAAACAAUCAUUAUUUACAGCUGAGCAAUAUCUCUCAAUGACUUAUGUAUGACUUUUGUACCCCCCCAAAUACAUUAUAUUUGUCAAACUA
Molecule: messenger RNA, 1948 nt
Organism: Coregonus clupeaformis (lake whitefish)
Lineage: Eukaryota; Metazoa; Chordata; Actinopteri; Salmoniformes; Salmonidae
Product: jun dimerization protein 2
Exons: 5
Coding region: 224-796 (190 amino acids)
Biological process (GO): regulation of transcription by RNA polymerase II
Cellular component (GO): nucleus
Molecular function (GO): DNA-binding transcription factor activity, RNA polymerase II-specific; RNA polymerase II cis-regulatory region sequence-specific DNA binding
Source: RefSeq, a predicted model, not a curated record